AUGAGUCAAAAUUUAAGUUGUGUACUUGAUGUUCUGUCUAAGAAACAAGAAAAUUUGGCUGCAAAUAGGAGAAUUUUUACUACCGAUUUCAUAAAUCAGUGGCCUGUCAAAAGUCAAGAGCUAUGUUCUCAAUUUAGUAACCUAGAAAAUAAUGAAGGAAGAAAAAAGUGGCUUAAGGAAGUUUUCAAUGAAUUGAUGGAUAUUUUAAGUGAACAGCGCUUGCCGGGGAAUCUUUCGAUGCCUAGCAUCUCAAAAUUAAUCGACGAUAUCAUUUUGGGCGGAAGUGGAGACCUAAUGGGACAAGAAUUGACAUCAAUUGUUGGAAAAAUGUUCAUAUCGGUGCUACAACAAUCUCCCGAGGCUGAUGACAACAAAGUGGCAGCGCUCGCCAGAAUUACUAAUUCAUUGCAUAGGGAACUCUUCAAAUUCAGUAGAAUCUCAACGAAAUUGUUGAACAAUGAACAAACUGUAUUAUUGAAACACCUCUUAAAGAAAUCCAAAUACGAGCUAAAAAAGUUCAAUUUGCUGGCCGAAUGUUCUACGGGAUAUUCUCAGCUGACAAUGUUACUAAUAGCGGCCUAUAAUGAUAUCGACAAAAUGCAAAAGAUUACAUAUUAUCUGAAGCAACUUUAUCACAUUGUCGGGAAAUAUUCUCUAGACUCUAUGCGAACACUUGACAUUAUACUUCAGCUAUCAAGUGCUUUUAUUACCGACCACUACAUGUUUCUGGUCAAGCUGCUUAAAAAAUCGGAUUACUGGCCUACUAACUGCCCUGCAAAUAACGGCAUCUAUGAGAGUUUAAAUAUUGGUGGCAAUAUGAUUGCUUCUAAUAUUAUUGCAUUUUCUCUUUCCAGGGAUGGUACAUACAGUGAUUCAAAAUACUUAGACAUGGUCUGCAUAUUGAUUAAAUACGGAUUUGUGAACUUUGUAUCAAUUUGGGAAAACGUUGGACCAGACAAUGAAUCCUUGGAAAGAUACUUUGUCGGAUUCGAAAAAAAGUUGGAAGCCGAAUCUAUGAAGAAUGCUUCAAAUCCUCUGGCUAUGGCAGCAGCUCUGACGGCCGAUGAAGAUACCGAGAGCGUUUCAAGGGAGGAUGGGAAGGAGAUACAAGGUGAAAAAUUAAUCGAUGCUGCGCAAUGCGACUCGAAGGAACAUCACUCGUUGACUCAGGAUGACAGUUGCGAUGUAUCUGUAAUCUCUAAAGGAAAACUGCAACUUCUUGAAAGACUUAUUGUGCAUGGAUGUACUUGUGCUGCUUUUUAUGUUCUCAAAAAAUCACCAAAAUUUGUUCAGAUUCAUGACCGCAUUCCAAUCUACAUAUCCAGAAUCUUCAAUUAUAUGAUUGAACCACUUUAUCACUCUAAAGUUUUUUCACCUUGCGGAAAGCUGAAAAGUGCUUUGCUGGAUACAAGACUAGAAAAUGGUGUAAUGUCACACAAAGUUAGGCUGCUAGAGGAAAUCAGAUCGCACGACCCAUUUUCGCAUCUUGAAUUACGCACUAGAUCGGUUUUUUAUUUCUCUGAAUGGUCAGAAAAAUUGGACAGGAUUCUUUCUGUUGAACAGUUAUUCAAAAGGUCACACGAGUUCCUUACCGUAUUGGGAACGUACUUGGCAAAAGAUCCAAAAUUAAUCACUAAGAUCUGUAGAAUUGGUAUCGCGGAUAUUAAGGAAAAUCCAGAGUCCAUAGAGAGAUGGAUGGACUACGCUAGAAAAUUCAUAUUUCCAGCAACACCCACUCUUGAAAUCAAUCCUGUUGUGGCAAGUGAAAUUUAUGGUCUCAUGAAGCUCUUUCCGUUCGAAAAGAGAUACUUUAUGUACAAUGAAAUGCUAACAAAACUAUCUCAAGAUGAUCUGCCGAUCAAGUUUGCUUUUAACAGAACCGAAAGAGAGGCAAAGGGAAUUUUAAAAGCAUUAAGUGUGGAUAAUAUCGAGCAGGAAUCGAGAAAACUUGCAAAACUUGCUUCCACAAAUCCGCUUGCAGUGUUAAUUCCAACUGUGAAGCAGAUUGAGAAUUAUGAUAAAGUUUCCGAACUCGUCGUCUUCUCUGCCAAGUAUUUUAAUGAUUUUGCUUAUGAUGCUUUACAAUACGUUCUUUUGUUACGUCUAACUAAUGGAAAAACUCCAGUUCAAUCAGAUGGAGUCAAUCAGGCAAUGUGGGUCCAGCGACUAGCCGUAUUUAUCGCAAAUUUAACUAAGAGCUGUGAGAAGAUGAACAUUAAUAAUAUCAUCACUUAUAUUGUCAAGACCUUGCAUCAAGGCAAUAUCAUUGCAGUUUCAUUAAUGAAAGAACUGAUCAAUAAAGUCGGCGGAAUCAGAGAUUUGAACGAGGUGAAUCUGAAACAAUUAAAGAUGCUGAAUUCAGGUGAACCGCUUAAAAGAAUAGCUCGGAAGCUAAUUUUCGAUACUAGAGAUGAAAAAAAUGAGAUUGCUACGAAACUACUAAAUCUUUUCUCAAAUCAAAACGCAGUAUCUGAGGUCAUUUUGUUACUCUAUAGAUUAAAUCUGAAAGCAAAUUCUCAUGAGGCUCAUUACAAAAUCUUAUCUUCCAGAUGUGACGAAAUGAACACUUUACUGUGGUCAUUCAUAGAGUUGGUCAAACAUUGCUUCAAGAGACAAGUUUUCAGUCAAAAUGUUUUACCAUUCGAUAUUCUCAAGAACGAUUACCACGUUUCAACACCUUGGGCUUUUCAUAUAUGGAGAGAUUAUAUGGAGGAAUCUAAUGCAGAAGGGAGCGCUUCGACAGACAAAAUCCUAGACGAUGCUUCUUUCGAAGAUGUGGACUUUUCAGAAAUUUCGAAAGAGCUUUUUAUAACUUUCUGGAAGUUAUCACUUUACGAAGUUCAGUUCGAUAAGGUCCUCUACGAGGAAAGAAAAAUCUCUCUUGAGGAAGAAAAAAGCGAGGCUGAAUCGACCAGAAAGAAAAACGAACUUUCGAAUAAGUUAAAAGAUCUCUUAGGCAGGUGCCUUUCUCAUCAAAAGACCUUCAACGAAAACAAAAGUUUUCUUGAAAUACAAGCCUCUGCCUGGAAAAAUAACUUUUCUCAAAAUGGUUGUUUACCAUUUUUCCAGCAUUGCAUCAUUCCCAGGGUGCUCUUUUCUCCCGCAGAUGCUAUGUAUGCAGCCUUUUUCUUAAAAACUUUUGAUGUUCCAUACCAACUGCUAAUAUUUGGACAAUUCGUUGACUCCAAAGUUCUUGGCACCCUUUUAUUUUGCUGCACACGGUUGGAAGCUGGAAACAUUGGUAUCUUUUAUAGGGCAUUUCUUGGAAGCUUGGAAGAAUUACGGAAUAAUGAUAAAUUGGAUAAACUGCAGCAUCGCGAAUUGUAUGACAUGCAUUGUAAGAUUACCGAACAAUUGAUUGAAACACUGCGCAAUAAAAACUAUAUGUCGAUUAGAAAUGGCAUUGAGCUUAUGAAGCAUUUGUCAUUUGUAUUCCCCCUUGUUGAUACUCAAAUCGAACUGGUUUGUGUAACACUAGAAGAAAAUUUGGAAGAAGAACAAAGGGAGGACAUUAAACUUCCGACAAAUGCACUUCUCGGCCACUUGAAGGCAAGAUUAAAGAAGGCGACGAGGUUGCUUGACUAUUGUGAACUGAAUGAUACAGAAAAGAAAGAUCAGAACACCUUUCAGUCAGAGUUAGAUGAGCUGAAACAGUAUAAUACUCUUUUAGCCAACGAGAGGAAACAAGCAGAACUCAGAAAGAAGUUCGAAAUGAACAAAAAACAAAGAGAAGAAUCUCAAAAAAUGAAUGAAGAAACACAAGAGGCAGACAGUACUAGGUCCCCAAUAAUUGCCAUUCCAAAAGGGCCAUCAGCUGAUAUUUCAAAUAAACACAUAAAUGAAUCGCCGUCACCACCGGAUAUAAUAUUGGAAGUUAUCAAUGAAGUAAGUGAAUAUCUCAGAAAUGACAGAAUUGAUAGAGUGCUUGCCUCAGUAGGAAGUGAACAUGUAAUAGUUCAGGUGGGGCAGCUACUCAAUGUUCCAAUGCCAAUUCAUGAUUUGCGUAACUCUCUAUUUGAAAUAUUGGAAAAGCAUUUUCUCUCACUGUCUCGUCCUGGUAUCAAUCCCGAUAUUAAACGAAGUGUUGGAGAGUUGAAGAAUAGCGUAGAACAUAUCACUCGUGAUGGAAUCAAGAGAAAUUAUGAGGAUUCAUCUGUUGCAGAAGGAGAGAAAAAGAGGAAAUUAAGCAGAUACAACUCCGAUCGAGCGGUAAAAACAAGUGGUCAAUCCUUCGAAAAAACCAAUGAAAGAGGAACGUUCACUAAAUCCAAUAGACAAUACACUACGAGGCCCUCUGAGAGAGAUCUAGAAAAAAAGUCCUCUGUUAGCAGAUUUUCUAAUAACAGUAGGCCGGCUACCGAAAAAUCAGACGAGCCAAAAAGUAAGACGUAUUAUACUAAUCGUCAGCAUCGUGGAAACUAUCAGGACAAGACUGAGGAAUAUGCCCAGAAAGACAGAUCUCUCAAAGCUUCAGAGAGAAAAUCCCCUUCCAUUCCCUUGGCUCCCUCGAAGGCUCGUGCCGUGAGUUUCCCAGAUGGGCCGUCAUCUACUAGAGGCGUGAAUAAACCAAGUGACAGAAAACCUCAACCCGGUGUACCCUACAAACUCAAAGCACCGCAAAAUGGUAAUGGUCGCAGGUUCAACGACUUUCCUCAGGAGACUGAAGAAAGACCAACAAAGAAGAUUAGAUUGGAUGAAAAGCGCUAUAACCCUGGAAGGAAAGACGACAAAUCGUCAAGAGAUCACGAGGCCAGCGAUGGGUCGAGAUAUAACAAGAGUUCAAGGAAUCAACCGCUUCCUCAAGGUCCAAGGGCCUCAACUGAAACAAACAGCAGAUAUCAGGGAUGA
Molecule: messenger RNA, 4848 nt
Organism: Zygotorulaspora mrakii
Lineage: Eukaryota; Fungi; Ascomycota; Saccharomycetes; Saccharomycetales; Saccharomycetaceae
Gene: THO2
Product: Tho2p
Exons: 1
Coding region: 1-4848 (1615 amino acids)
Biological process (GO): mRNA processing; mRNA export from nucleus
Cellular component (GO): THO complex part of transcription export complex
Molecular function (GO): mRNA binding
Source: RefSeq, a predicted model, not a curated record